Molecule: messenger RNA, 1200 nt
Organism: Ogataea haglerorum
Lineage: Eukaryota; Fungi; Ascomycota; Pichiomycetes; Pichiales; Pichiaceae
Exons: 1
Coding region: 1-1200 (399 amino acids)
Source: RefSeq, a predicted model, not a curated record
AUGUCUGUGAAUUUGGUUGCUGAGCCAGAAGCAAAGUCUUUUGAGUUUGUGAAUCCCGGCGACACAUUUCCUUAUCGCGAGAUCGACUUACCCCUGCCAAUUUUCAAUGAGGCUGGGGUGUCGCUAUCCCCCUCUCUAAUAAUCGGGAGAGCUAGCCACAAGGGCGAGAAGUCGGAAAGACAGGAAAGGCAGGACAAUUUUCUAGUAAAUGACGCUGCUGUGAGCGCCAAUCACAUUUUGGGAUAUGUGACACCCGUCAGCGAUGACGAAAAACUGGCGAUCUAUAUCAAGGACGUUUCCCAGCACGGGUCUUGCUUGCUACGCUAUGGAACCCCAGAUGCUAUGAGAUUGAAAAAGAAUGGGACCCGCGUUAUGCUGCGCAAUGGCGAUAUCAUUGGGCUUGUUGUUCUUGGCAAGUGCCGGGCGAAUGAUCCAUUCGAUAUAUUUAGAUGCACCAAAGUGCAGUUCCAAGUGGUGACAGACUACCGAAUGAAAUUGCGUGCUGUUCGGCUCAACCGCAAUGAGUAUCUGAGAGUAGCUGGUGAGAAGCCUGAACAGGACCUCUGGGAUUGGACAUUUACCGAUUUAACGAAGGACGCCGCCGCGUUUGGAGGACUCAACGACGAGCAUUUGGACGCGCUGCGCGACAUGUUCAGCAAGACCUUCGAACCCCCUGUCAGCGAGUCCACGUACUUUGGCCCAGACUCUGAGGACUUCUUUGAAGAGGAUUCAGACUCAGGGGGCGAGGUGGAGUGCGAAUGUGUGGAGCGCGAGACAGAUUUCUGGGCCCAUGGUUUAUCGGAUUCUGACAGCGAGGAGACGCCUAGCGAGGACCCUGACUCUGACCACAUAGUCGAGUUUGUGUGUGAGGGAAGCUGUAACUUGUUCAGCAACAACGAGCAAAAUUCGGACUCUGCGCCAGAGGAAGAAGCCUUUCUCAAGGAAGUCAUUGCGGAGCCUGUGGAAAUGGCGUUUGAGCCCGAGAACGAGCCCGAAAUUAAGAUUGAGCCCGACUUGGAGGAGCGUGCGUGCAGAAAGAGACCGAUCUCGGACACCGCUGACACCGUCUACGAGAUCCAAGAGCAGGAGCCAGUGAAGAAAACCAAGAAAGUCCAGGCCAAGCCGUUCCUGGCCGGCCUUGCGUUCGGCUCUGCGCUGACGUUUGGCGCGCUUUCCGUGUUCGGAUCCUACAUCGAAUAA